Eruca vesicaria subsp. sativa (arugula) is the source of this 1194-nucleotide messenger RNA. The record is from the annotation of a GenBank genome assembly. NCBI's taxonomy places the organism in Eukaryota, Viridiplantae, Streptophyta, Magnoliopsida, Brassicales, Brassicaceae.
AUGGAAUCAGAUCAGGGAAAGCUGUUUAUCGGCGGGAUUUCAUGGGAUACCGACGAGAAUCUUCUAAAAGAGUACUUCACCAAUUACGGUGAGGUUUUACAAGUGACGGUGAUGCGUGAGAAAGCUACAGGUCGUCCUCGAGGUUUCGGAUUCGUCGCAUUCUCCGAUCCCUCCGUCAUUGAUAGGGUUCUUCAGGACAAGCACCAUAUCGAUAAUAGAGAUGUUGAUGUAAAGAGGGCAAUGUCUAGAGAAGAGCAGAGUCCUGGUGGGAGACCAGGGAGUUUUAAUGCUUCUAGGAGUUUUGAUAGCGGCGCUAACGUUCGUACCAAGAAGAUAUUCGUGGGAGGUUUGCCUCCCGCAUUAACAUCAGAUGAAUUUAGGGCUUACUUUGAGACUUAUGGCCCUGUGAGCGAUGCAGUUAUAAUGAUUGACCAGGCAACACAACGACCUAGAGGGUUUGGGUUUGUUUCGUUUGACUCUGAAGAUUCGGUUGACCUUGUUUUGCACAAGACUUUCCAUGAUAUGAAUGGUAAACAAGUAGAAGUUAAAAGAGCUCUUCCUAAAGAUGCUAAUCCUGGAGUAGCUGGGGGUGGUGGUCGGGGUGGCUCUGGAGGUUUCCCGGGCUAUGGUGGCUCUGGUGGAAGUGGAUAUGAGGGUCGUGUUGAUUCGAGUAGUAGAUACAUGCCGCCGCAAAACUCUGGAAGUGGUUAUCCUCCUUAUGGUGCUUCUGGGUAUGGUACUGGUUAUGGUUAUGGCAGCAACGGUGUAGGUUAUGGCGGUUUUGGAGGGUAUGGGAAUCCAGCUGGUGCGCCACCAUACGGGAACCCUGGAGCUGGGUUUGGAAGUGGUCCAAGAAGUUCAUGGGGAGGCCAAGCACCGUCGGGUUACGGUAAUGUGGGAUAUGGAAAUGCUCCUGCUCCGUGGGGUGCUUCUGGUCCCGGUUCAGCAGUAAUGGGUCAAGGAGGUGGUGCCUCUGUAGGUUAUGGCUAUGGUGGAAAUGAUGCUUCUUAUGGGGCUCCAUCUGGUUAUGGUGCAGUUGGUGGGCGGCCUGGAAAUAUGCUUAACAGCCAUGGAGGUGGCUAUGCUGAUGGUUCUGAUGGCUCUGGAGGCUAUGGGAAUCAGAAUCACCAAGUGAACGGGCAAGCUGGUUAUGGUGGAGGUUACGGAAAUGGUAGGCAAGUUCAACAACAGUGA